Molecule: messenger RNA, 937 nt
Organism: Effrenium voratum
Lineage: Eukaryota; Dinophyceae; Suessiales; Symbiodiniaceae
Source: the annotation of a GenBank genome assembly
AGCGGCUCGUGUCUGGGGACGGUGGCGUCGCGGCGUCCGACCCGGAGAAGCCGUGCGAUGUCGCUCAGCCGGCCGAGUUGUGCCGGCUAUGACUAUGGCAUUCUGCUGACGACGAUGUCGCAGAAUAAGCAGGCGCCCAAAUGGAGCUUUGCGGGGCGACAGCACGGGGGCAGCAGGCCUGGCACGCCGGGCCCUGGCGCCUAUGCUGCUGCUGCCAAGAGCAGUGCACGCAUAAGGACUCCCUCCUACGGCUUUGGCACUGCAGAGCGGGACGGGGGCGGCUUGCGGGUGAGCACGGCGCCGGGCCCGGGGACCUACGGCGCCUAUGGCGCCUAUGGCGCCCAUGGACAGGCCCGGCCGCGCUCCGCGGGCCCCGCCUUCGGCCGGGCGAGGCGUGGGUUGGGCGGCGGCAGUGCCACUCCGGGCCCGGGCGCCUACGUGCCCAACAUCAACCCCACUAGGAUGGGUGCUCCAAGGCACACUUGCACUCCGAGAAGGGAUGGAGUCUUUGGGGGUGGAGGAUCGCAGGGCGCGUUUGGCACCCCCGGGCCCGGCACCUACGGGGACGCGGGCAGCGGAGGCUCCAGCCCCAUGGCCAAGGCGGCCCCGCGCUGGGGGUUCGGGAGCUCCGCGAGGGGAGUGAAUGCAUACGGCCAGGGCCCUGGACCGGGUCAAUACGACCUGCGUUCCAGAGUCGGAGGCCCCAGAUUCUCGAUCAAGGGCCGGCACGACCUGGGGGAUGGCUCGCUGUGCCCCACGCCUGGUCCGGGCUCCUUCGGGGGCAUGUACACUCAGUUCGGCUACUGAGCCCGGCUUUGACCGCUGGAGUUCUCCCCGAAAAGAUCCGUGGAGGAACCCGACGGUUUGCUGAGCCAUACGAAGGUUCGAGUAUGGCGACGACCUUGUCUGUGCUUUUGGUUUGGGGGCACCAUUUUUG